AUGUCCGACUAUCACGUCUUCCCUAUGCAAUACAAACCCAUCGAAGGAGAAAACAUCAGAGUCAAAGUGGAUAUCGACCAUCCAACUUUUUCCGUCUACCUCAAGAAGUUGGACAUCACCCAGAUGUCCUUACACAAGUUUGUGGACUUUGCACAGACUCUCCUUGACGAUGUGACUCUCGAAGUCGGCCGGAACGAUGACGAGCUCCUCAGUAGAGCCCUCAACAAGUUUUGGUCAAAGGCUCUCCCUCCUCUCGAACGACAAGUUUGGGAAGCGCUCCCAAACUACAUGGAUAUGGACGAGGAAUCCGUUGAGAACUGGAAAAACAAAGUCCGCGACUGGAUCCUGACCAAAUUUACUGAAGAAGACGCGGCUGCAGUUUUAAAUCAGCUCCGUACCUGUAGAAAGCCAAGAUCGGCGACAAUCAUGGACAAUCAGAUGUACAUGAAGAAGGUAAACUCCGCAAUCCCUUACAUGUCUGAAGCUCUUGACCCUCUUGACAAAGAAGAAUUCAAGAGAGUUUUCUUCUAUGCUCACCCCAAGCCUUGGAAGGACGCCUUCCUGGAGAUCAACGGUACCAUUGACAGCCAUUCCGUUGCCAGCAUCACUUCCUACAUGCAACACAAGGCUCGACAAGCACACAACAAGGAAUUGAAGAAUCAACUCCACCAGAAGAUUGAAUCCAAAAAGAAGAAACGCACGGCUGGUGUCCAUCACAGGGACGAUUCAAAACCUUUCAAGAAAUCUUGUACCGACCCAGAGGAAAACAAGAUGGACAAAGACGAGUACCACAAGCGCGUGGCGGAACUUGCAAAGACAGCCAAGCCGACCGAGAAUCACACUACCUCCGAGUGCAAGGCAAUCAACAACUACAAGGCCCGAAUGAGCAACAAGAAGUCCAACAGCUUUGCUGUCAUCAAUCUCCCUGGAGAUAAGCCGGAUGAUGAUUUGACCACCUCUAAGGAGACCGACUCAUCCAACAAGAAUGAUGCGUUCUACAUGAACAAUGAAUCUUACUAUGUCCCAACUUUCUCUCACCACAUUGAUUUCUGUCGCUUCGACAGCCUGAACAACAUUGUUGAUUCAAACGUUCUAGACGAUCUUAGGUUAUCAUAUAUGUCAAACGUAAAAGACGCCUACAAAAACGGUGCAGAAGUCCCCGAGACUAUCAGUGAGAAAGUAGACAUUAGUAAAGAAUUAAACUUAUUGCUUAGACCAGAAUCUGUUUCUGUGAUAAAGAUGAGGCAAAAAACUCGUGUCAACAAACUUGCACGUGUGUUGUUGAAAUGUAUUGAAAUGUAUUGUAUUGAAAUGUAUUGUAUUGAAAUGUAUUGUAUUGAAAUGUAUUGA
Molecule: messenger RNA, 1350 nt
Organism: Cylindrotheca closterium
Lineage: Eukaryota; Bacillariophyta; Bacillariophyceae; Bacillariales; Bacillariaceae
Source: the annotation of a GenBank genome assembly